Molecule: messenger RNA, 1386 nt
Organism: Grammomys surdaster
Lineage: Eukaryota; Metazoa; Chordata; Mammalia; Rodentia; Muridae
Gene: Fam170a
Product: family with sequence similarity 170 member A
Exons: 5
Coding region: 235-1314 (359 amino acids)
Biological process (GO): fertilization
Cellular component (GO): nucleus
Source: RefSeq, a predicted model, not a curated record
AGGCCCCGUGACCUUUGACCCUUAACAGCCAUGCAGCGUGGUGAACACUGGGCAGGGCUGCUGUUUGAUUAAAUAAUCUGAGUUCUUCAGCCAGUUAAGAGACUUAACUCCUUUUAAUUUGUGUUGAAUUAUCUCAACGGAUUUCCUGAAGGCCAAAAAGGGUCAGCCAACCUGCAGGGAAAAGGUGACUUUGGACUUUUAAGUAUCCUCGAAGGGACUAUUCUAUCUGACACCAUGAAACGGCGACAAAAGAGGAAACAUCUGGAAAUUGAAGAGUCAAAGGAAGCUGGAAUUUCAAAGUCACAAGAGGAUAUCGCUCAGCCUGAAUCCACUGGAGUGGCCAAAGCCCAGAGCCCAGGGGUAGGGGAGGUCUCCUCUGCCUCCGAAUACUUCUCCUGUGUUUCUUCUCCACACAAGUUCAUCCAUCGUAGUAAGGGAACCCGGAAAUUGCUACAAGACAGUUCCAAGCCUAGAUCAUCACUAGACCAGGUCCCAGAAGGAAAGGCGACUACUGCCCCCUCACAACAGGCCUCCUCGUCCUGUCCAUCGUAUAAGACUUGUGUGUCCUCUCUGUGUAUAAACAAGGAGGAGAGGGGGAUGAAAAUAUACUACAUGCAGGUACAAAUGAAAAAAGGUGUGGCCAUCUCCUGGGACACAAAGGAAACCUCAGAGUCCCUAGAAAAGCAGCCAAGGAUGGAAGAAGCUACCCUUCCUGAGGGUGUAUGGGUAGGUACUCCACCCUCUGAAGUGUCCACCAGAAACCUCCUGUCGGACAGUGAACCCAUUGGGGAAGAGAAAGAACAUGAGGAAAAACCAGAGUCAGACAGCCCACCAGGGUCUCCCAUGGUUGAAGAGAGACCCAGGGCCAAGACACCUGACUGGCUGGUGACCAUGGAGAAUGGCUUCAGGUGCAUGGCCUGCUGCAGGGUCUUCGCCACCAUGGAGAGUCUCCAAGAGCACGUGCAGUAUGGGAUCAGGGAAGGCUUCAGCUGCCAUGUGUUCCAUCUCACCAUGGCUCAGCUGAUUGGCAAUGUGGAAUCAGAGAGCACCCAGGAGGAGGAAGAGGAUCACAAUGAGGAAAAAGAAAAACCCGUGGAAAAGAAGGCCGAGGAACAGCAGCCCACAGAGGAAGAUGUUGGUGUGAAGAAACCUUGGAGCCAAUGUCCAGGCUGUGUGUUUGAUUCUCCAAAGGACAGAACCACUGAGAUUCCUGAGUCAGAAGAACCUGCAAGAUGGGGUGGCCCUUUCUUGGGAGAGGAAGAAGAAAGGACCAUCGAGACAACAGUGGCAGCAGACAGAAUGCCAGUAGUGUAAAGGAAGAGGAAAAGAACAACACUCCGUCGAACACAUAAACAUCCUAUGCAAUAAAGCUUGUUUUCCAAACUG